Molecule: messenger RNA, 1318 nt
Organism: Pelagomonas calceolata
Lineage: Eukaryota; Pelagophyceae; Pelagomonadales; Pelagomonadaceae
Source: the annotation of a GenBank genome assembly
AUGGCCACCUUCGACAGCAAGUACCCCCACCGCUUGAGCGUCGCGCCGAUGAUGGGCGUCACCGAUAAACAUUGGAGGCACCUCGCGCGACUGUUAUCAAGAAAGACGCUCUUGUACACCGAAAUGGUCGUCGACAGCGCCAUCGUCCACAACUCGCAGGAUUUAAAUCAUACGCGCUUCCUGGGCCAUCGUGACGACGAGCAUCCGCUGGCGGUCCAAUUGGGCGGCAACGACCCAUCACUCCUAAAACAAGCGUGUGAGUUGACGGUGGAACACUUGGGCGACACUUGUGUCGAAGUCAACUUGAACUGCGGCUGCCCGUCGAACGUCGUCGCGACCAAACAUGAAUUUGGUGCGAGAUUAAUGUUAAAACCCGAUCGAGUCAGAGACAUCGUGCACGAACUGGACAGGGUUUGUUCGCCUAGAGGUGUGCCCGUGUCCGUGAAGCAUAGAUUGGGCACGGACUUGUCCGGGAGCGACUACGACACAACUUUAAGAUUUGUGGAGAGCUGCCGGCAAGGUGGCUGCAGGCAUUUCAUCCUCCACGCGCGGUCAGCGAUCCUCGCGAAGGGCUUUUCUACUCAACAGAAUCGGACCGUGCCCCCGCUCGACGUGUCGGUAGCUCAUAAGCUCGUGCGGGACCUCCCGGACUGCACCUUUGCGCUCAACGGCCAGUUGAAGACGCUCGAGGACUGCGCAAGGCACCUCGUCGAGUACGAGGACCUCCCGCCGGUCCACUCGUGCAUGGUCGGUCGCGGCGCCUGGUACGAUCCGUGGAAAGUGCUGGCGACGGCGGACGCCUGGUUAGGUGGUGAGGAGAACCCCGCCGUGAGUCGGCGGUCGGUGCUCGACUCCUAUCUAGCUUAUGCGAAUGAACAGUACCCGUUGUUGGACGUGGCCGAGGACGCGUUGUACCGGCCGCUCUUCUACUUGUUUGCGGGGGAGGCGCGCGCCAAAAGUUUUAGGGUGGGUCUGUGUGAUGAGGUGACGCGUCGGGCGAAAGCUUUGAGGCGCGGCAUCGUAGACCUGCCGCCGCCUUCGGUGGUUGUGCGCGAGGCGCUGGCAACGGCGCGCAUCACGACGCACGCGCUGGAGCGGCGGCCGGGCGAGGCGUCUCACAACCGGCCCGAAUCGCCCCUCACUGUUGCCGUGGCGGCGCUGGACGUGUCGGACUCUUCGUCGUCCUAAGAUUUUGUUGUGUUCUGUCCUUUCCACGGCUCUCUCCCCGACGGAUGCCGCGACGACGACGCCGUCGACGCGUAGUCAUGAGCAACUAGUUUUUACGACGGGAGGGAACAGUGUGCGGUCUUGUAGGUGC